AUGAAGCAGACUGGUACCAUCCUUGCCCUUGCCGGCCUUGUCUCCAUGGCUCACGGCCACGGUUUCGUUACCUCCCCCAAGCCCCGUAUGCCUGGUACCGCUUUCCAGGAGGCCUGUGGUCAGCAGAUGUACAACAACCAGCAGGCCGACAACUACGGCAACAUCCAGGGUGAACUGCAGGUUGCCAACGGCCAGAACGACUUCGAUGCCGCCAAGUGUGACGCCUGGCUUUGCAAGGGUUACAAGUUUGACGACAACAAGGACAACGUCUUCCAGUACACCCCUGGCCAGAAUGUCGACUUCACGGUCGACAUCCGUGCCCCUCACACCGGUGUUGCCAACGUCUCCGUCGUCGAUACCGCCUCCAACACCGUCAUCGGCGAGGUCCUCAAGUCCUGGGAUGUCUACGCUUCGACCGAGACCGGCGUCAAGGAGACCGACAAGAAGUUCAGCGUCACUCUCCCCAGUGACCUCGGUGGUAAGUGCUCCGAGGCUGGUGCCUGUGUUCUCCAGUGGUACUGGUUUGCCGAGUCCAUCGACCAGACCUACGAGUCUUGCGUUGACUUCACCAUGAGCGGCUCUGGCUCUGGCUCUUCCGCCAGCGCCUCCUCCGCUGCCUCCACCGCUGCUGCUACUGCCUCCUCCACUGCCACUGGUGUCGCUGUCACUGCUACCCCUACCACCGGCAACAACGUCGCUGCCCCCAGCGGCUUCGCCACCAGCGCUAAGCCUUCUGCCACCUCUGCCCCCAGCUCUGCUGCUUCGACCGUCACCAUCCCCACCGACGGCACCGCGGAGGAGAAGCUCAACUGGAUCGCCAGCCUCCUGCAGACCCUCGUCAAGUACACUGCUUAA
Aspergillus pseudotamarii is the source of this 855-nucleotide messenger RNA. RefSeq names its product lytic polysaccharide monooxygenase. The record is from RefSeq and is a predicted model, not a curated record. The transcript has a single exon. The coding region runs from base 1 to 855 and encodes 284 amino acids. Lineage: Eukaryota; Fungi; Ascomycota; Eurotiomycetes; Eurotiales; Aspergillaceae.